Molecule: messenger RNA, 2378 nt
Organism: Megalops cyprinoides (Indo-Pacific tarpon)
Lineage: Eukaryota; Metazoa; Chordata; Actinopteri; Elopiformes; Megalopidae
Product: zinc finger protein 229-like
Exons: 2
Coding region: 505-2331 (608 amino acids)
Cellular component (GO): nucleus
Source: RefSeq, a predicted model, not a curated record
AUAUUCAUUUUCUGUAGUUAUUACCAAAAAGAUAUAUACAAAUUACGUAAUUCGGAUACGUGGCUGAACAAGUGUGGAGGGAGACCCCAGUCCAGCUGGCCCAGACUGAAGGAGGUUUUCCGCCACACUAUCGAAGUGGUCUACUAAGUUUUAGCUAAGGAAAUGCUGGCGACAGUUAGCAUCCUUCUAGCUGUGUGUAGAUUGUACGUGUGGUUAUCUUGCUAACCAGAGAGCCGUUUGCUGACACCGGGAGUGCCCAUAGGAAGACCGGUUGAGUGCGGGGUUUAAGCUACCGACCGACGCCUCGUGUGGAACUUAGUUGGCUAAUCCAAGAGUUCGCCAGGACUUGCUUCACGACUGUUUUUUUUUCGGAACCUGAGUGAAUUAUUAAUUUUUUUCCUUUCUCCGCGCGGUUCGCGCGAAGCGGCCCCUUAGUUUCAAGGCCUCAACGCUCACAAGCAUCGACUCAGGCCUGCAACGGGACAUUGAGGGAAGAGGAUUGCCAUGGAGUGUCUCACUGCUGUAGAGCCAGAGACUGAAAAUGAGUUCACCACACUGGUCUCUAAUGCAACCAAGACGGCGUUCACAUGCAUCAGUAUGAACGGCUACCACCGGCAGUCUGUCGCUAAAACGGAAGACCUUCUACAGUCACUCACCACUGCCGAAUUGGGCUCUAUGUUAAGCAUCGGUUCAGAUCAAAUGAAAGCGGAGACACACAAACCAAUAUGCAUGAAAUUAAAGGUGGAAGUAAAUGAAAGUGAACUUGGGUUUCAACCAAUCAAAUCAGAAACCGACAAUCUGCACUUUAAGAUGGAGGAGCACAAUGACCAAAAAAUAAUUCAUAGGGGAGCACCCGUUUUGGAUACAUCAUGCAGUGGACCCAAAGUGAAAUCUUCCCAGAUAAAAAUGGAAAAUGACAGGUGGGGCCAUGAUGAAGAAAGUACACAUAGAAAAUGUUCUAGUCAAGAGCUGUCUGUUUGGAUGACUUCACGUGGUAAUGCUACACAGUUUGAACAGACGUUGAAGUCUCACCACAUGAAGGUAGAAUGUGAUACAGAGGAUUGUUUUCAGUUUGAGCGGCGCCUUAACACCAAACCUUUGGAUGAUGGCAUAACAUGUGGUGGUAAUGUGAAAAGAUGUCAAAUCGAGAUCAAACGGGAGACAGAAGAGCUGGGAUAUGUGACAUUAGAACAGCCUCCAUUCCCAUUAGACUCGGACAUUGUCAGUAUGGACCCUGAUGGAAAACAGCAAAACGACAGCUGUCUUAUAUCCAUUAGUGAAAAGGGGAAUGAAGGCCGAUCUCAAAGGUCCACUCAAAAGGGACAUGUUGAAAACACACCUGAUCAAAUGAAAGUACAAAGUGAUGACCAGACUGCUGUAGCAUGUGUGUACGGGAGAAAGCUGAGGUCUGGUAAGCAGGUGAUAUCAACUUCCAGUGCUAGCUCUGACUGUAUCAUCAUUUAUAGAGUCAGAGGAAUGGAAGCCUUCUACAAAGAAAAAAAUGAUUCAUCGCAGUCUGAUAGAGAACCUAUUGAAGGACCUGGUAAACCGGAUCCUGCGGUACCAGGAGUUCCCCGCCUCAAGCCACAUUUUGUUCAAAAACAAACAGUGUGCUCUGGGAAGGGGCAGACGAAAGUCAGAGGCAAUAACCUGCUGCUGCAGCCCUAUUCAUCACAGUCUCCUGAUGACACCUCUGGCUCUGUCAGCCGUCCCUCUUUUGAAAGGGAAGCCUAUGAACUACGCAGCCUCAGACCUCGCCAGCCAAUCAGCAAAAAAAAGAAACGCUCCUCAGAGCCUGAGCUUAAACUGCACUCGGAGGACAAAGAGUAUCACUGCCGCCAUUGUGGGAAGGGAUUCGGCCAUCAGAAACACCUGCAGAGACAUCGUCUGAUUCAUUCAGGGGUAAAACCUUUCAUCUGCACCCAAUGUGGGAAGAGGUUUAGCCAAUCUGCGCACCUGAUCAGACACCAGCGCAUUCACACCGGAGACAGGCCUUUCCCUUGCCCUGACUGUGGGAAGAGCUUUAACCAGGCGGGAGACCUCAAAUCCCACCUGCGCACCCACACAGGAGAGAGGCCGUACACAUGUGGCCAGUGCGGGAAGAGCUUUGCAAAGUCCUGCAACCUGAAGAGCCACCAGCGCACGCACUCGGGGGAGAGGCCUUACCGCUGCUCCCAGUGCGGGGACGCUUUCAUGGAGAUGGGCCACCUGAGGAAGCAUAACAGGAUUCACACUGGAGAGAAGCCGUACUUUUGCAGUCGCUGCGGAAUGGGUUUCACCUGUGUGGGAAGCCUCAAGAAGCACAACCAAAGAAAACACAAAUUUAUUUAGACCUAAGUGCAUUUGCAUGAACUAAUCAAAUGAAAAGUGUGUGUAUG